GAAUGUCCUGGCACCAUGCUUUGCCGACGUCUCCACUCGCUACCUCCAUGUACCGGCAGCGGCUAUGGAGUGGGAGACCAGAGCGGAUCUCGUCGUCCAGGAGCUCUCGGAAGCAUGCCCCGACAUCAUUGCCCUGCAGGAGGUGAUGCACGAGCUCUUCGAGGCAGACCUGCAGCCUCGUUUGGCCUCACUGGGCUACGCUGGGAUCAUGCAGCAGAGGACUCGUAAAGAUGACGACCAUCCGACGGGCAACGCGACGUUCUUCCGCGAGGACCGCUUUGAGCUCGGCUGGGAGGCGCACCGCAGCCGAAUACUACUCCUAGGCCUUCGAGACAAGCAGAGCAACGGAAUGGAGAUCUGCGUGGCCAACGCGCAUCUGGAGGGCAAUCCGAGGCAACCGAUGGCUCGGGCACGGUCAGCCCUGCAGGAUGCGCGCAAGCGCGGCGGCCCCCAGCAGCAUGGCCUGAUCCUUUGCGGUGACUUCAACGCGCCACUCAGCUCCAUAAAACGGCCUUGUUACAUCCUUGGAGACCCGGUCCAUGGUUUCAGAGUUUCAGAUGGACUACAGAAGUUGGAUGAAGCGUUCGAGAACUGGGUCUGA
Messenger RNA from Symbiodinium pilosum, 601 nucleotides. The record is from the annotation of a GenBank genome assembly. Lineage: Eukaryota; Dinophyceae; Suessiales; Symbiodiniaceae.